GAAGAAUUUGGAAUUUAUCAGAUUAUAGAUUCAGCCUCUAAAUAUUCAUCAAAGGCUAAAUCUGCUAAGGCUUUUUAUAACGAUAAAGAUUCAAUUGAUUCAUCUGAAGCGAGUAUCGCAAAAUGA
This is a messenger RNA of Dentiscutata heterogama, 126 nucleotides long. NCBI's taxonomy places the organism in Eukaryota, Fungi, Glomeromycota, Glomeromycetes, Diversisporales, Gigasporaceae. The record is from the annotation of a GenBank genome assembly.